Heterobilharzia americana is the source of this 783-nucleotide messenger RNA. The record is from the annotation of a GenBank genome assembly. NCBI's taxonomy places the organism in Eukaryota, Metazoa, Platyhelminthes, Trematoda, Strigeidida, Schistosomatidae.
AUGCGUAACACUGAAGCUAACGGAAAUAAUCGCAGUAGUCGUGUAAGAGAUCGCCCAAAUCCUUAUGAAAAUUCCAUAGCAACGAAUCCUAUUCUUUUGAGUCCACCUGGAAGCAAUAUUAGCACUGCUGUGGGUAAUAAUAAUAAUAAUGACAAAGGUACACAAAACAAUGCAUCAACGACACAAAUCCCCUAUUGGACACAUUUACUACCAUAUCGAACAUCGACUGUACCACAGAAUUUAUCGGGUCGGUUAAGGAAGUCUGAAACACUUCCUAAUGAUUGGAUAAAUCAUGAUGCUAAUAAAUCAACGGACCACGAAAAAUAUUCUUUUUCUAAAUCUACAUCAUAUCAGCUGAAUACAUUAAAUCAAACCCAUAAUUCACAGUGUUUCAAUUAUUCUGAGGAAUGUAAACCCCGCUCCUAUGUUAAUCACCAAUAUAAUAACUAUACUAAUAAUAAUCAUUCUAGUGAUAGCGAUCAUAAAAAAGCUAAAUCACCACCACCUAGACCACCGAUACGAACAAGUUCACAUAAUGUAUCACGACAAACUCCCAUAUCUUUAUCACCGCAGUCAUCAGCAUCAAGAUCACCAUGUUGUCAUCAUCUUCACUGUCGAAAGCAUCUUUCACAAGGAUUACUCAAUUCGUCUACAAAAAGCAACAUAAACGGAAACAGUAACAACAAUGUUUUUGUUCAAGAUUCAACUAACAGUAGUAUCAAUGAAAGUCCGGUCUUGUGUCGUUACUCACAACUAUAUUCUUUGAAUACUCAAAAUAAAUGA